Molecule: messenger RNA, 1912 nt
Organism: Ceratotherium simum simum (southern white rhinoceros)
Lineage: Eukaryota; Metazoa; Chordata; Mammalia; Perissodactyla; Rhinocerotidae
Source: RefSeq, a predicted model, not a curated record
UGUAAAGCAGGACGCUUGGUGGCGCUGCAGGCUAAGAGAGUGAAAAACUGUCUCUGCAGACUCCAUAAAAGCUGAGCGGUUUCUGGCAGCUGGAAAAGGAAACGUUUUACACUAUUGGGGAUAGAGGGUUUCAGAGAGACAGCUAUCCCCAUGUCAGUCAAUGUUAAGAAGAAUUAACUCAAGAUUAUUGAACCAAGAUAGCAGAGUCGGCUGCAAAGCAAUUAUUUUGGGAUUAAAUACCGCAUCUGUUGGACCCUGAGGAAUGAUGGAGACGCCGCUACCAAAAGCGCCACAGAAAAGGCGAGUGACCGCCAUUAUUAUCCUAUUACUAUUGUGGGAGGCGGGCGGUGCGACCAUUAAGUAUUCUGUUCUAGAAGAGAGGGACAGCGGCUCUUUUGUGGCCAACAUAGCAAAAGAUCUGGGGCUGGGCAUAGGGGAGCUGGCCGCGCGGGGCGCCCAGAUUCUUUCCAAAGGGAAUAAACAGCAUUUGCAGCUCGAGCAGAAGAGUGGAAAUUUGCUCCAAGAAAAAAAAUUGGACCGGGAAGAGUUGUGUGGUGACACAGAUCCAUGCAUACUGCAUUUCCAGGUGUUACUGAAAAAUCCGGUGCAGUUUAUUCAAGGUGAACUACAGCUCCUAGAUGUAAAUGACCAUGCCCCAGAAUUCUCGGAAAAUGAAAUCCUCCUGAAAAUCCCGGAAAGCAGCCAUCCGGGGACUGCAUUUCCUUUGAAACUAGCUGAAGAUUUAGACGUAGGCAGCAACACAGUUCAGAACUACACAAUUAGCACCAACUCCCAUUUCCACCUUUUCACUCGGAAUCACAGCGACGGCAGGAAAUACCCGGAGCUGGUGCUGGACAAAGCGCUGGACCGUGAGGAGCAGCCGGAGCUCAGGUUAACCCUCACGGCGCUGGAUGGCGGGUCACCGCCCAGGACUGGGACUUCCCAGGUUCUCAUCAUAGUCCUGGACAUAAAUGACAAUGCCCCUGAAUUUGCUCAGCUGCUCUACGAGGUGCAGGUCCCAGAGAACAGCCCCAUAGGCUCCCUUGUCAUCACCGUCUUCGCUAGAGAUUUAGAUGCUGGGAUCUACGGAGAGCUCUCCUACUCAUUUUUCCAAUCAUUAAAUCAAGUCGUUCAGGCCUUUGAAAUAAACGCCGUCACGGGAGAAAUUCGAUUAAUAAAAAUGUUGGAUUUUGAGGAAAUUCAAUCUUACCGUAUGGAAAUUGAGGCCUCAGACGGUGGGGGUCUUUCAGGAAAAUGCACCGUAGCCAUAGAAGUGCUGGAUGUAAACGACAACGCCCCCGAACUGACCAUGUCAUUACUCAUCAGCGAUGUCCCAGAAAACACCCCUGACACUGUGGUCGCUAUUUUCGGAAUUUCAGAUCCAGACUCCGGAGACAAUGGCAAAAUGAUGUGCUCCAUCCAAGACCAUCUCCCCUUCCUUCUAAAACUUACUGUAGAAAAUUUCUACACUCUGGUAACAGAAGGAGCGCUGGACAGAGAGAAACGAGCCGAGUACAACAUCACCAUCACCGUCACCGACAUGGGAUCCCCCAGGCUGAAAACUCAGCACAACAUCACGGUGCUGGUCUCCGACGUCAAUGACAACGCCCCCGCCUUCACCCAAACCUCCUACACCCUGCGGGUCCGCGAGAACAACAGCCCCGCCCUGCACAUGGCCGCCUCGCUGGGUCGCUGCUCGGUGCCUGAGGGCCACUUUCCGGGCCACCUGGUGGACGUCGGCGGUACUGGGACCCUGUCCCAGAGCCACCAGUAUGAGGUGUGUCUGAAGGGAGGUACUGGGACCAGCGAGUUCAAGUUUCUCAAACCGGUAGUCCCCAUCUUCACGGGUGAAGGAGCUGGUGGGGACACUGAGGAAAACUCUAACUUCAGAAAUCAUUUUCGGUUCAAUUAG